Molecule: messenger RNA, 3054 nt
Organism: Lodderomyces beijingensis
Lineage: Eukaryota; Fungi; Ascomycota; Pichiomycetes; Serinales; Debaryomycetaceae
Source: the annotation of a GenBank genome assembly
AUGCCACCUCGAAUUCGACGAAGGAUAACUUCCUCAAAGAGGGAUGAGAUUGAAAAGGAGCAAGAAGAAGAAAGCCAGAAGAUCAUAAGGCCAUUUGAAAAUGUCAACGGUUUCCCCGUGACGUACUCCGCGUCAUCGCAGGCUUCAUCACUACUAAACCAGGCGUUGACCGUCAAGGACACCGGAAUCCUCUAUCUCUCGAUCAUCAAAUCGCGGGCCAGCUAUCUACGGCUCUGUCCCAUGUUCCAGUUGUACUGGGUCAAGCAGUCGAGCUAUAUCAAGAAGCUUUUGGAGCAAGAUAAGCCGAUCCCGACGCAUUUAAAGAAGGAUGAUCUUUACGCGGGGCGCUCGUGUGUAUUGAAUAAUGAUGUCAAUGCUCGCGAUAUCAUGGUGAAGUUGAUUGAAUGCGGUCUCACUAUCGGAGUACAUUUGUUCGAGAUCCGCGUUUUCAUCGCUAAGGAUGACCGGAGUGAUACUAAGGAGGAGAAGAUUCGGAACAAGCAGGAACGACUCGAAAAGCGAGCCCAGAAGGAGAAAGAGAAGCAAGAACGGAAAAUGAAGCGGGAGCAAGAUGCUCGAGAUAGGGAAGAGAGGAAACGGAUCAAGGAGAUGGAAAAGAGAGAAAUUGCCAUGAGUAAAGCCAACGCUGAGGCGAGCAAGCUGCAGAAUAGUACAAAAAAGAAGAAGAGUAAGAAGGAUAAAGAUGCUUCUAGUCCGCAACAAGUGUCGUUAGAAGCGGAGCCACUGAAGCCGAAACCGAAACCGAACCCAAAGAGUGUGAAGCUGCCGAAAGCUGACGACAUGCAAAGUCCCGAAAACAGAUUGAUGAUUGAUAAUUUGAAUUAUCUUGCACGUCUCGAUAGUUCGUUGAAUGAGUUGAUGAAUAGAGUCGCUAAUGGGCAAGCGGGACCGUUGGAGAUUGUUCUUUUCCAGAAGUAUAUUCAAAAGGCAAAAGUAUUGGGACACCCUCCUCAUGCGGAUGAAGAAGUUAUUGAGUUUCUCACUUUGGUGAAGACUCCUGGUUAUGAAAUGGAAACGGAGGUGGAAAAGACAGUGGGGGAAAAACAGGGGGAAAAAGAGCACGAGCAGGAGGAAAAGAAAGAACAGGAGAAAGAGCAGGAGCAAGAGGAGGAGAAAGAGGAGGAGGAAACGGAAGAGAAAAACGAGGAGGAGAAACAGGAGGAGGAAAAGACGGAGAAGAAACAGGAUGAGGAAAUGGAAGAGAAACAGGAGGAAGAGUUGGAAAAGAAGGAGGAGGAAGAAGUGGGAAAAAAAGAAGAGGAAAUGGAAAAGACAGAGGAAAUGGAAAAGACAGAGGAAAUGGAAAAGACAGAGGAAAUAGGAGAUAAACAGAAGGAAGAAAUAGAAAAGACAGAGGAGGAGGAAGAGAAGCAAGAGGAGGAGGAAGAGAAGCAAGAGGAGAAAGAAGGGGAGGGGGAGGGGGAACACGAAGAAAUAGAAACGACAGAUGAGGAGGAGAAGAAACACGAGGAGGAACUAGAAAAGUCAGAGGAAAUGGCUGAGAAACAGGAGGAUGAAAAGAAGGAGGAGAAAGAAGAGGAACCUCUAAAAAGCACUGGCGAGAAUAUCGUUUCGUCGCCGGUGGCAAAUGAUCAAGGUGGGCCUUCUAUCCUGAUUGAGACCGCUGACAGCGUAAAAGAAGGAAGCAAAUCCGCUGCUGGCGAAAAACAGUCGAAAAAGCUGAAACUGGUUUCCGGGGAGAUUCCCAAGGACCAGAAAUUGACGGCAUUUCAGGAAAAGUAUCUGGUGAAUGCCACUAUUUUGUUUGAGUUUUUGGAAAAUGUCAAUGUACGUUUUCAAUUCCCCAAAUUUGCAAUAUGUGAGCUUAUGGAGCCAUCGACUUUGAUCAAUGCUGAAAAUAAUGACAAUUCUAAUAAUCAAGAUAUCUUGGUGAGCUUCUUGUGGGUGCACAACCAGGGCAAGAUGGAUGAAUAUGAGGCUGCUCUAAAAGAGUACCACGAAAAGGUCAGAUUACAGGAAGAAGAAGAACAACAAAAAGAAGAAGAAGAAAAAAAGGCCAAAACAACAGCUGAGAAGGAGGAGGGAGCUGAGAAGGAAGAAGAAGAAGGAGCCGAAGAGAAUAUAUCAUCAGCUGUUGUUAAGAAAGAGGCGGAUGCGUCGAACCAGGCUGAGAGUGUCGACGUUGUGAACUCGAAGGAAACAGAGGAAGAGUCGCAACCUGAACAGCAAACAGAAUCAGCUGCUAGUGAAGACCCGCAACCUGAGGAGCCGGAGGACACGGUAGAGGCGCAGAUUGGCUCUGCGGUGGAAACGUCCUCAAUUCCAGCAAAGAGACGUGCUCCGCCGCCACGUCGAGGCAAGAAAAAGAGAAAAGGCCCUGUUCCUAGAAAAGCUGCAGCCCCCAAACCACUUGCACCUCCAGAAGAGCCAAGUUACCUCUACUCGAGUCUUUCCUUCACCAUCCAUGGAGUUCCCAAGAAAUUCGUUCCAAUAUUCGUCAACAGUGUUCACCCAGUAGAAGAAGUUCAAGCGAAGAUGCAGCAUAUCAUGAAAGUUGGCACACGGCUAGCUCCGUAUCAAUUGUGGUAUCAAGUGGAUGGCAAACUUGAUGAAGAGUUGGCUGAAAAGACCAGGGUUGAGUUGAAGGCGGAAGAGAAGAAGAUGGCUGGAAUACCGCUGGAGAAACCUGAGCCAAAAAAAUAUCCAAAGAAGAAGAAACCAAAGGAUGAUGGGGCCGGAAGUGGGACUGGGAAAGACAUCAAGGCUCUGGAAAAUAAAGGAACUGAGGUCAAGGUAGAAGAUACUGGCGUUGCUAUCAGCGUGCAAGCUGAAGAUUCAAUGGAGGUUGAUGAAGAUGUCCCGGUGGUGACUGAAGCUGGAACUGAGAUAAAAGAAGAGAAAACCGAAGAUGAAACUGCCGACGACAUUCUAGUAGAAGUGGAUGGCAAUGCAGCAGAGUCAGUCGAGGAUUCGAAUGACGGAGAAGAAAAGAAGCAGGAGGAAAUGGAAGUGGAAGUUGAAGCGGAAGUUGAAGCGGAAGUUGAAGCAACAGAGAUGGAUACACUGACAUAA